Stylophora pistillata is the source of this 418-nucleotide messenger RNA. Its product is annotated as sec1 family domain-containing protein 1-like. Gene Ontology annotation, cellular component: cytoplasm. Gene Ontology annotation, biological process: vesicle-mediated transport. Lineage: Eukaryota; Metazoa; Cnidaria; Anthozoa; Scleractinia; Pocilloporidae. The record is from RefSeq and is a predicted model, not a curated record.
GUGUUUGAUCAGUACUUAAAUUUAACUUUUUUGGAAGAUGAAAUGUUUACAGUGAGAAAUCAAGACAGAGAUUCAAUAUCAUACUAUGCACUUAACAGACCAGAUGCCAAAGAUACAGACAUUGAAAUGCUAAGAGAUGUUUUAGUGGACAGGCUCUUUAGUGUACUGGUGUCUUUAGGGACUAUCCCAAUAAUUAGAUGUGCAAAGGGCAAUGCUGCUGAAAUUGUAGCAGAGGGGCUGGAUAAAAAGUUGAGAGAAAACCUAAGAGAUUCUAGAAAGUCUGUUUACAGCAGAUAUUCCAUCUGACCAGUUCAGUUUUCAGCGACCAGUGCUAGUAAUUUUGGAUCAUAACAUGGAUCUGUGUACCCCUUCACAUCACACAUGGACAUACCGAGCUCUUGUGCAUGAUGUCCUUGUA